Molecule: messenger RNA, 4833 nt
Organism: Topomyia yanbarensis
Lineage: Eukaryota; Metazoa; Arthropoda; Insecta; Diptera; Culicidae
Gene: Ork1
Product: open rectifier potassium channel protein 1
Exons: 8
Coding region: 1809-4436 (875 amino acids)
Biological process (GO): potassium ion transmembrane transport; stabilization of membrane potential
Cellular component (GO): membrane
Molecular function (GO): potassium ion leak channel activity
Source: RefSeq, a predicted model, not a curated record
GCCGGCGAGGACGGUCUACUGACUGAUUGGAAAAUUGUCAAUUGACAGCGUACGGUCAGUCACGGGCUAGUUUCGGUCGCGAAGACACGUACCAUCUGCCAGUGAAUUCCGCGCACUGUCGCCCGGAUCGCGUACUUUUCAGAAUAUUUACCCGUCAAUGAUUUAUUUUUCGUUCGUCAGUUACGAGUUUUACGAUCGAAAAAUAGGAUCGCAGGAUGUGAGUGGAAAGAUAGAAAUUAUCCGCGGUGAAAGCUCGCACGUGUGAAAGCACGCAAGGACUUGACUGUGAUCCUUUUGAAGUAGUGAAACGAUCUUCGUGGCUGUGUACUCCUCUCCAAUUGCACAGCCGUUGCGCAGUUCUUAUCACAAAUUCUUGCGUGUUAUUUGUGUUCUCGUGAAAUCGUCGCGCGAGGAACAUUAAUGUGUGGUCGUAGUAUAAUGAAACGUGAAACUGCUGACAUGAAAUUUAAUCGGGCCAAGUAACGGCGAGAGGAAUAAACAAUUUAGGUUUGUGAAUAAGUGAGUGUUGUUUUUGGAUAUUAUUUUUCGGAACACCUGGCGUCGUGAUCUGGUGUCGCUUGAAUGGAAAACUCCAACCGCCAAAUGUUUCCCGCCGUUGUUUAUUAACCUACGAAGACCGUUGAUAGCGCCGCGGAAAGCGCGUGCAAGCACGCUCUCCCGAACCCUUCCAACAGCAGCCCAUUCGCCAGAGCAAGGAUGUAAUAAUAUGGAUCUUCAGCACGGCAAAAAGCAUCGUCUGUAUCACCGCUACAACCACGGCAACUGGACCGAGUGCGUGCCAAUUUCAUUCUACACACGAUUCUUACGGCUGCUGCUGUUACAGUUGGAUCUACCGGAGACAGAUUCGAUUGCGUAGAAGCGUUCCGGCUUGACUACGCGGGAAAGACCGCGUGUUCAUGAUCUCUCGUGAAAUAAAAAAACGCAUGCCGCAACAUCUUACGCAAAUCCAUCCGGUCGUCGGUGGCAGUGCGACGAUGUAAUCAAGUGCGCGCUUCAUCGUGGCUAGCUACGAACCCCCGCGAGCCGGUCGUUCUAUGUUCUGAUCUGGAGCAGAUGAUCUAGUUUGCGUGAGGAAGUGCAUUCUUGCUUUGUUUGGCGUUUCCCCUCUGCUGCGAACUGAAACUGUGCCACUGCGAGUUCAAUCGUUGAAUAUUAUUUAAAUUAACUUAGUGUGAUUUAACAAAUUAUCGUCGCCGGUUAGCACAAGUUUAUGAAUUAAGUGUGUGCAGAGGAAGCACUGGUAUGGAUGAUGUGUGGAGAAGCAAAGAUGAUCAACAAAAAUAAUAAUUAACUUUGCGGUGUUGAAUGAGCGGCUUUGUGUGAGGGCCUAUCUGGAAGUGAAAUUCCACUUUCGCAAAAAAAAGGAAUAUAUUUAAAAGUUAGCAAUAAAUAAAAUACUGCACUGACAGCCACGAGAAUUCAAUCGUUAGCGACUUAGCCAGAACGGAAUUAGUUCAUGAUUAUCACUUUUCAAGCUAAUGUUCCCGGGUGGUGUGUGUUCGGGAAGAUUAACACAUUUUAUGAUUGACCUGACGCGAGUGUAGAAGUGUGAAGGACUGUCUGGCCAAACAUUCGAAGAUUAACGGAAUUUGUAGGAUUUGUGUGUAUUUCGAAGGAUCAUUUAGUUUCAAGAUCGGACGCAAAGAAAAAGAGUCCUGUGUCAUCGCAAAAGUGGUGUUUUUUUGUUUUGCCCUACAAUAUUUGUGGCGUUUCCGAUCGCCAGGACCUGGUUUAGAUGAUCUUAAACAUCCGAUCCUGAACAACUACUGCCGAGAAGGACAAGAAAAAUGACACCCAAAGAGUGGUUUGCGCUGUUUGCGUUCUACGCGGCCUAUCUAUUCUUCGGAGCCAGCGUUUUCUACCACAAUGAGCAUGCACUGGAGACGGUACGGCGGGCGGAUGAGCUGGCCGAGCGGAUCGAAAUGAAUGAACUACUCACCAAAUAUCUGGCACCCGAGGACCGGGAACUGCAAAACGAAUUGAUCGAUCGGCUGUCCGAGUACUGCGAAAAGAAGGUCACCAACCACACGCUGGACAAGUUUGAUCCACCGUACGUGUGGAAUUUUUACCACUCGUUCUACUUUGCCUUCAUCGUGUGCUCAACGAUUGGUUACGGCAACAUUUCCCCAAACAACACCUUCGGCAGGAUAUUCAUGAUUUUCUACGCACUGAUCGGACUCCCAGUGAAUGGAUUCUUCUUCGCCUACUUGGGUGAUUUUUACGGAAAGACGUACAUCCGCUUGUAUCGACGUUACAAAGCAUACAAACUAUCCGCCAAUUCGCACUACGUCCCGCGAAAGCUCAGCCUGAUUGGACAGAUCAUUCUGUACCUGAUACCGGGCAUUGUGAUAUUUAUCUUCAUUCCCGGUUGCAUCUUUUGCUACUUCGAGAAAUGGCCGUACGAUGUCGGCGUGUACUAUGCGUUUGUGACACUGACGACUAUCGGAUUCGGGGACUACACGAGCACGUUUGAACCAUCGCAGCAGCAUGAAUUUGGAAAAGUUUUCGUUGUUUACCAGAUAUUUGUGGUGCUGUGGUUCUUCGCCGGAGUAGGCUACGUCUUUAUGAUUUUGGGUUUUAUAGCAAAGGGCCUAGCACACAAGAAAGUACAACGGCUGCAGAAGUUACUGGCUUUGAAUGUGAUGGAAACUCAGCAGCGCGUCUGGAACGGUGUGACCAAAGACGUUAGUUAUCUAAGAAAGAUUCUGAACGAAGUCUACAUGCUUAAGUUCAAGCCUGUCUACAAUGAACCAGCGGAUAGGUACAUAGGUGCCAACAUCGGCCGUUCGGAAUCGUGUCCGGAAUUGACGAUGUACCAAGGUCCAGAAUUCGAUCCGAUAGAAAUAGCUCGGAAGCGGGCCCGCUCGAUGUGUGUACCGGAUGGUGACCUACUGGAGAAAUCCAAAUCAACCGUCAGUGUGUCGUCGAUCGGUCGUCGUCUGUCGGACACCGAUCUGAACCGAAUCAACCGGGAAAAGACAUUUGGAAUACAGGCGAUGAUUCAGCCGGCAGAGCUACUGGCUAGAGUUGUAACCGCACUGGGGAAUAUAACCACCAUCGAUGAGGACCGACAGAGUAUCCUGGAGCAGGCGUCGAAUACCGCGGGAAUAAACUGUUUCUCGGACUCUCAAAUUCUGAACAGUGAACGUACAUCUUCAGGAUGGUCUAUGGCAGGUUUUGAGAAAAACAGUUACUUGGCACCUCCGCCGAUGCGACCCCGGGCAUCCUCAGAUAUUGGACUACCUCCUAUACAUCCACCGACGAAUCUCAACGAUUGGACCUGGAGCGUCGGGGACAACAUCCAGAUCAAGGAGAUGAUGAAGGUUCGUCAAAAAGCGCAAAAAUCCCGAGAUAAUUUGCUGCGGGCAGCAAUCAGCAACAGUAAGCAGUACGGUUCGAAUAACUCGGUUCGGGACGAAUUUCAACCACCUGCUUCGACUACGAAUCGCACCCUGCUGCAACGACUCAACCCCUUCCGAAAGCGUUCCACCGCUUCCGAGUCCAGAAAGAACUCAGUUUUCGAUGCGGAGGCUCCUCGCCCCGUGAACAGCUAUUUGGCCCAGACCGCUAAGGGCCGAGCCUCGAUGUUUGCUUACCCUCCGCAGCAAUAUCUGACGGCAACAGCAACCGGACGCAGAAGUUUAUUCUCGCUUCCAACGAACGAUGAACAUCAAGUUCUUGAAACUACUACUAUUGGUGAUCUGAUACGGGCUCUGGAGAUCAUGCACAGUCAAGCCACCAUGCCUAGCGCUGAAGUAAUAUCCGAGCAGUAUGAGUCACCGAAACGCAAGAUCGGAACAGCUACCCCUCCCAAAGUUCCUUCGCUGAUGAACCUCUUCACGAAUACCGUGCAGGACACCGGACCUCGAAGAGGCUCUCUCAAGGUUCCCAUCGGAGGACAAUCGUUUAACAAUCCCCUUCAACCUAGUCUUCUCAAUCCAAAUCCAGCGCCACCGGAAAACCCACCACCUUACAGUACGGCUACCGGUUAUUCCAGUUCCCCCAUUCCCAUUCGUCGACGUUUCAGCGUCCGUCCAUCCAGUCUAGCCUUCCCACCGGGCCAAUGCCCCCGAUCGGGCAGCGUUUCACUAGACAACAACUCACCACCAACUGCGUCUUCCGCUUCCCUGUACAUCCCUACAACGACGUUACAACGUCGGCUUUCCGCUCGACCUAGUCCACUUUCAAACCAGAAUCAAAGUCUCCUUCAAGUUCCUUCGAUGAUCGGAAGUCUUGGAACCAUAGCCAGUGGCUCAUCUCUCAAACCGAAACCCUGGCGUCCGACGCUGCUCCGAUCGGAUUCGGAACAUCCGGUAGCACCGACGCCGACGCAACAAACACCCGUUCUCAGGCCCCGAACCCGUCACAGUAGCCUGGGUCAGAUGGAAUAUCGAAAGCGUACCGAUUCUAGUUGACCGACGACGACGACGCCUACUGCGAGUAUAGAUUAAGAUGACAAGUGGAACUAAUCAGUAUUGCCUUAUUAAAUAUAAUGAAUAGCCAUUGCUAGAAGUGAUCAGUAAAACUGAUAGCCAUUCCGCUAGGUCUAAAAUACAGAAACCUAAUUCCAGUCAAGUGGUUGUGUUACAAAAAGUCUUUUCGAAUAAACUCAUUUAGACAAUAUUAUUAUUAGGGUAAGAGCAGUGAAUAGCAUUUUAGUACAACUAAAUAUUCCUGAAUCACUUAACGUUAGCCAUAUCGAUUUAAAGGAAGUAGACAUAACUUAGACAGUUUUACCAAAUGUUAAGAUUUAAGCCCUAACAUUCUUUAAACGAUAGUGUAGCUUUAAUAAAGAACAACAAGAUUUGACAA